AUGGCCAAAGACAGCCACCGGUCUUCAGUCCUCUUUGAGAGUCCUGACAAGAGCAUUAUUGUUAUCGAUAUCCCCACGUCAUUAGAAGAAAGCCAGGUUCUCCCGUCCCAGAUCCCCCGCCGCCGCAUCGUCUCCGCAGAACCCCCCGCAACUCCGUAUCCCACCCCGGAGCCCCGGUAUGGAAGAGACGAUCACUCGGCACUUGCCUCGCCUGCUGCCCAGUUGGCUCAGCUUAUGACCGCUGCAACAGUCAGCAGCGCCUUAGAGGACCUUAGCAGCUCAUAUUCGUAUUCCGGUCCCUUUCAUCGGGAUCGCCUUAUUCAGCCACAAUCGCCUCCGCCUGUAUCCGCUCUGCCGCCUUUACUUCCAGACAAAGCCGAACCUUUACACGGCUCUAUUGAAGCUCUGUGUGAUUCUUUUCAUACCUUGGCCCCCAAAUUUGACCUUGUUGUUUUAGAUCCUCCAUGGCCAAAUCGGUCUGUAAGGAGGAAGAAGGACAAAUAUGAUACUGUCUUCAAUUUGACUGAGAUGAGCAAUCUCUUGCUACAGAUUCCUUUGGCAUCUCAUCUUGCACCUGACGGACUCGUCGCCGUCUGGAUCACUAACAAACCCAGUAUCCACGACUUUCUGACAUCUUCCACAGGCCUGUUUGCUGCUUGGGGCCUCGAGCUCGUGACCGAGUGGACGUGGCUCAAGGUUGCUGCAUCAGGUGAACCGCUAUAUGAUAUCGAGUCUACAUGGAGAAAGCCAUGGGAGAAGCUCAUCAUAGCAAAGCGCAUCGGCAGCAAGAAGCCAGAUGCCCUUAAGCCCAAAGUUAUCAUGGCAGUGCCAGAUGUGCAUUCGCGAAAGCCGAAUCUUCGAGAUCUGUUCCAAGAUGUCCUCGAAAAAGAAUGCAUUGGACUUGAGAUCUUUGCUCGUAACUUGACUGCUGGUUGGUGGAGUUGGGGAAAUGAGGUCUUACGCUUCCAACAGCCCGAACACUGGAAAGAUAUAGAAUGA
This is a messenger RNA of Fusarium coffeatum, 999 nucleotides long. RefSeq lists its product as uncharacterized. The coding region runs from base 1 to 999 and encodes 332 amino acids. Gene Ontology annotation, cellular component: RNA N6-methyladenosine methyltransferase complex; nucleus. NCBI's taxonomy places the organism in Eukaryota, Fungi, Ascomycota, Sordariomycetes, Hypocreales, Nectriaceae. Gene Ontology annotation, molecular function: methyltransferase activity; nucleic acid binding. The transcript has a single exon. The record is from RefSeq and is a predicted model, not a curated record.